AUGUGCAAAUUCAUGGAACUUGAGUUCUCCUGCUCCACUGCCGACAACCCACAUCGGCUGGAAACUCCAGGGUUGCUCCCUUGCGACGAUUUCCAGAAUUGCGUAGUUGAACUGGUCGUCCUCAAAAAGCCAGACCCAGAGACUGGACUAAGCUCACGAGUAUUAGUGCGACACUACGAUGUUGUCAAAAUCGAUGGUGAUUGCCAGAAGUGCGCUGAGCGAAAGACCACACUCAUACAAAACGAAGAAAUAAUCUUCCUAGCACGCAAGAAAGAGUCGAAAGACAGGGACAAGCUUCCAGAAGGUCCCACUAAGGGAAGUAAGGAGAAAUUCGGAGAUGUCGAAACCCUAAACCAAAUCCGCCAAAACAAAAUUGACAAUCAGCCUGACCUUGUCAAGGCGUCGCUAUGGUUUCCCCUGAUGGUCGACAAGGCAUGUUCUGCAAGAGACAUACCUGUGGUGCUACGGAAUAGGACUGUCUCUUGGAUAUCUCGACUACUCGUAUGA
This is a messenger RNA of Fusarium venenatum, 507 nucleotides long. RefSeq lists its product as uncharacterized. The record is from RefSeq and is a predicted model, not a curated record. Lineage: Eukaryota; Fungi; Ascomycota; Sordariomycetes; Hypocreales; Nectriaceae.